AUGAUUCGUAAUGUCAUUGUUGGUCGUUCGACUUCCCGACUUUUCAGGGUAUACGCUAGCAGUCGUGGUUACGCACCGCGUCACCCUAUAAACACUGGGCUAUUGAUCGUCCCAGAGAAAGAAGCAUGGGUUAUUGAAAGAUUAGGGAAAUUUCACAGAACACUGGAACCAGGACUCAAUUUUUGUAUACCUUUUCUGGAUCGAAUCGCUUACAUACAGUCACUAAAAGAAGUGGCAAUUGAAAUUCCAGAUCAGUCAGCAAUUACGUCAGAUAACGUCGUUCUACAAUUGAACGGUGUUCUCUUCCUUAAGGUCAAAGAUCCAUAUCUAGCAUCAUAUGGAGUGUCUGAAGCUGAAUUUGCAAUUACUCAGUUAGCUCAAACAAUUAUGCGAUCAGAAAUUGGCAAGAUAAUUUUGGACAAUGUUUUUAAAGAACGUGAAGCAUUGAAUUUUCAAAUAGUACAAGCUUUAGGCAAAGCAUCCGAGCCUUGGGGUAUUGAGUGUUUGCGUUAUGAAAUUCGUGAUGUUCAAGUACCACAAAAAAUUAAAGAAGCUAUGCAAAUGCAAGUUGAAGCGGAACGAAAAAAACGUGCAUCCAUAUUAGAGUCAGAAGGACAACGUGAGGCUGCUAUCAAUCGUGCUGAAGGUUUGAAACGUAGUCAGGUAUUAGAGUCAGAAGGUCAUCAAAUUCAAAUUGUAAAUAAGGCAUCAGGUGAAGCGGAAGCUACUGAACGUUUGGCAGAAGCUCGAGCCAAUUCUAUCCAAAUUGUUGCCCGUGCGAUUGGUGCUAAGCGUGGAGCAGAUGCAGUACAACUUACAAUAGCUGAACAGUAUAUAGAAGCUUUCAGUGCUUUAGCCAAGACAACGAAUACUGUCUUAUUGCCAUCUCACAGUGGUGAUGUUGCGUCAAUGGUUACCCAACUACUUAUCGAUUUAUUGAGUAGUAUACUAGUAUUCGAUUAA
Schistosoma turkestanicum is the source of this 963-nucleotide messenger RNA. Lineage: Eukaryota; Metazoa; Platyhelminthes; Trematoda; Strigeidida; Schistosomatidae. The record is from the annotation of a GenBank genome assembly.